Brassica oleracea var. oleracea is the source of this 774-nucleotide messenger RNA. RefSeq lists its product as uncharacterized. The transcript has a single exon. Lineage: Eukaryota; Viridiplantae; Streptophyta; Magnoliopsida; Brassicales; Brassicaceae. The record is from RefSeq and is a predicted model, not a curated record. Gene Ontology annotation, molecular function: nucleic acid binding; RNA-DNA hybrid ribonuclease activity. Bases 1 to 774 code for a protein of 257 amino acids.
AUGCCGCCUUCAGGGGUGUGGUCUCGCUCUGUUUUCUUAAACCUUCUACACCUGAUUAAUUGUGGGAAGCGAAGGUCUCAGGCUCCGGAAACUGGGCUGGUUUUUCCCUGGAUCCUAUGGCAGAUAUGGAAAGCAAGGAAUGCAUUUUGUUUUGAGCACAUACGCUUGGACCCUGUUGUAGUCUUGGAUAAAGCACUGGUGGAAGCAGAAGUAUGGAGAGAACUUCAGGCUCCAGCGGCACAGCGAUCUUCUCAGGUGUCAGUAGCUCAGGACGCUCGGCAAUGGAAAAGGCCGCCUACUGGGUGGGUUAAGUGUAACUUUGCUUCUUCAUGGUUAGACCCUACUAGUGUGUGCGGUGGAGCUUGGAUAGUAAGGGAUAGCUAUGGCAAAGUCAUCUUUCACAGCAGACGUUCUUUGCCUCCUUUACCUAACCCCGUGGAGGCUGAUCUUCUUUCUCUACUAUGGACUUUGGAAGACAUGGCUAAUCUGCGUGUUGAUAAAGCCAUCUUCGAGUCUUCUUCACCUUACUUUAGAGAGGCCUUCCUCAUCAACCCUGCUCCUGGUCUAAAUCCUUUGAUAAAUAUGAUCAUGCUGCGCUUCCAUGGUUUUUCUGAGUGGGAUACUGAUCUUGUGCUUUUCGAGAGUAAUAAGGUGGCCGCCUUCAUUGCGAACAGUGUGACAAGGGAUCAUCGGCUGCAGUCUUAUAUUGGCUCUGGUGGCCCCUCUUGGCUUCAGACCUUAAUAUUGCAGGAGUCGGGACUGGAUUCUUCCUAG